This is a messenger RNA of Gaeumannomyces tritici R3-111a-1, 474 nucleotides long. RefSeq lists its product as hypothetical. Lineage: Eukaryota; Fungi; Ascomycota; Sordariomycetes; Magnaporthales; Magnaporthaceae. The record is from RefSeq and is a predicted model, not a curated record. The coding region runs from base 1 to 474 and encodes 157 amino acids. The transcript has 3 exons.
AUGGUUUCUAUGGCCAAGCUGGCCGUGCUGGCCACCGCCGUCCUAGGCAGAGCCGCAACCGCAGCUCCGGCCUCAGCCUCAGCCCCACCUCCUGUCGUUGAGGCCGCUCCGAUGCCGCCCGGCGGGAUCCCGAACACUCCAGUACCGUCGUCCGCCCUUGCGGCGCGCGAUGUAGACGGCCUUUCCAAGCGCGCCCUUACCGAGAUCCAGUUCUGGAAGGACACCCACUUCAGGGGAGAAUACGUCUUGACGGGCUUCGAGUCGGGGCUUUGCUAUACAUUCACGGGCACUUGGGAUCACUGGAACAAGGCUGUGUCGUCAGUCGAUAUUAUCAGCGGUGGCCCAUGCUGGGUAUACGAAGGUGUUCGCUGCGACAUUGCAUCCCUGGGCCCCAUCACAUACGGAACCCCGAUAGCAGAGCUGGGAAAGUUUGAUUGGGACAAUAGGUUCGGUUCAGUGACCUGCCACGCCUAG